This is a messenger RNA of Psylliodes chrysocephalus, 4469 nucleotides long. The record is from the annotation of a GenBank genome assembly. Lineage: Eukaryota; Metazoa; Arthropoda; Insecta; Coleoptera; Chrysomelidae.
UCUCUAGAAAACAAGAAAGUGGUAAUAUUUGAUGACUCAACUUAAUAAUAUUUAAACGCAUCUUUUGAGAGGAAUUAUUUGGUUUGUUAUGAUUAUGAUACGGUAAUUUAGAUUAAUUACAAGUGGCAAAAUGGUAGGAAGAAUCGAAUUACAAGAGUGUCUCCGCGAUUCUCCAAAAUUCAGAGGAUUGUUGGAGGCGGAGGAAGCAAGCGUAGAUCAGCUAGAAAGCAAGCUAGAAAAAAUAUUAAAAGUAUGUGGAUCUAUGGUGGAUUCCGGAAAAACAUAUGUCGGACAACAAAGCCUAUUUGCGAACAGUUUAUGGGAUUUGAGCACCCAUUUCAAGGAGGAUCCAAUGGUUUUGUCAUCUUUGAAUAAAUUAAUUCACAGCCUUCAGGAAAUGAACAAAUUUCACACAAUUUUGUUAGAUCAAGCUUCCAGAACAAUUUUGAAGAAUCUUACGUCGUUUAUAAAAAAUGAUAUUAAAGGUGUUAGAGACUAUAAACAACAUUUUGAAAAAAUCUCUACAGAAUAUGACAACAUUUUGCUAAGAAAUUCUCACACCCCUCGCAGUAAACCACAGGAAGUCGAAGAAAUACAAAAUGUUUUGGUAGCUGUUAGGUCGUGUUUUGGUCAUAACACUUUGGAUUACAUUAACAGUAUAAGUGUGCUGCAAUCGAAAAAGAGACACGAGAUAUUAAGCACGUUACUGUCUUAUAUGCACGCCUGCACAACGUAUUAUCAUCAAGGUUCGGAUUUGUGUGCCGAUUUGGAAACGUUUUUUAAAACGUUGGCUGACGAAAUAGGAACAAUGAGAGGCGAAACUUACAAAGUACAAAAGGAACUCGAAAAUACUCAUUCCGUAGUGUCGAAUUUCGAACCAAUUUCAAUAAAAAAAGAGAAAAAUGGCCCAACAAUGGAGGGUUAUUUAUUUAAAAGAACAUCAAACGCUUUUAAGACUUGGAAUAGAAGAUGGUUUUAUUUGUAUGAUAAUAAGUUAGUCUAUAGGAAGAGGUCUGGUGAAGAACACGAAACAAUCAUGGAGGAUGACUUGAGAAUAUGUACUGUCAAGCCUGUAUUGGAUGGUGAAAGACGGUUUUGUUUUGAAGUUUUGUCUCCUCUGAAAAGCCAUAUGUUGCAAGCCGAUACGAAAGAAAUGUAUGAUUGUUGGAUAACAGCCUUACAAAAAGGAAUUGGUGCCGCUAUUCAACGGAUUCAAAGUAUCGAUUUUGAUCGUUUAAAACUUGGAGAUAACAACAUCACAUAUUCCAAUGAUAUCACUGGUAGGGGCCAAAGUAGACAACUUUAUAGUGACAAUAAUAACCGUACUAAAAAGAGGAUGUGGGAGCAGUUAUUAAAAAUACCCGGUAACAAUUAUUGCUGUGAUUGUAGAAGUGCCAAUCCUAGAUGGGCUAGUAUUAACCUAGGAAUAACUUUAUGUAUAGAGUGUUCUGGUGUCCACAGAAGUUUAGGAGUACAUUACAGUAAAGUACGAUCAUUAACUCUAGACGAUUGGGAACCGGAAAUUAUUAAAGUAAUGGUAGAAUUGGGCAAUGCUGUAGUAAACAAAAUAUACGAGGCCACCAUGCCUGAUGAUGUUGUACGUCCUUCAGAACAAUGUCCAGGGGCCAUUAGAGAAACUUUCAUAAAAGCCAAAUACGUAGACAAAAAAUACGUAAAAUCUCUACCGCAAUUUAACAAAACAUCACCGUCGUCUAUAAGAAAUUCACGUCCAUCUAGUUUGAUGGACGUGAGAAAGUGGAGUGUUCGAAAAAUAAGAAGAAGACCGAGAAGCUGCGAUAAGAGAGAUCGAAAACAUGUUAAAGUUGAAGAGGUGACUAAGAAAAUAGAAAAAAUCGCAGAAAUUGGUGAAACAAGCAGUAGCAGCGGAAGAGAAGAAGAUACAAACAGCGAAUCUUCAAAAAGAAGCAGUUUAAAGAAACGAAAUAGUAUCUUGCUGUUCGGAAGCGAUCUUGACAAACAGCCGAUAGACGGACCCAUAGAUUUAAGCAGCGAUCAGGAAUCUACGGGGGGAGAGGAAGAAAACGAGACUGUCGGCGAAGAAGAUAUCUCUAAGCUGCAACCAGACUUGUUGCUUUAUAAAGCCGCUGCUGCUCAUAAUUUACCGGUCAUGUGCGAAGCUUUAGCUCUAGGUGGCGAUAAAUGUUGGAUAAAUCCAGAAGAUAGGAGUAGAAGUCCGCUUCACGCUGCCGUUUUUAGUGGAUCUGUGAUGCCAUGUGCCUAUUUAAUUCUUAAUGGGGUGAAAAUAAAUGCUCAAGAUCAAGACGGAAAAACGCCUUUACACAUUGCCACUCAAGAAGGUCAUACAGCGCAAGUUUGUUUGUUCUUAAAACAUCGAGCAGAUCAGCACCUGGAAGACGAUGAGGGAAAAGUACCGCUCUCUAUAGCCGAACAAAAAGAACAUGCUGAUAUUGUUACAUUAUUGAGGUUAGGAAGACUAAACGAUGAAAUGAAAGAUUCUGAAAUAGGCGUGACAGGCGACGAUACCUUCAAUGAAGUAGUCAGGGACUUUUCUAGGUUAGCUUGUUCGCAUCCGGAAAAAUUGCAAAGGCCAAAAAUCGAAGAAGACAGAAGUGAUAGGAGCGAUUAGCAUUUUAAUUUAACAUUAUAAAACUACUGAAUAAGUGUCACUCAUGCCAAGUUUUAGAAUUAGUAAUUGUGGAUCAAAACGUGGUUUGGAGUCAAGAAAAUUAUACAGAUGAUAUAUUUUUUAACUGUGUAUAGAAGUCAUUAAAAUAAACAACUUUUUUAAAUGGACCUCUGAUUCUGACACCGUGGUGUCAACAUUAAAAUGGCAGUCUCAGAAUCGGGAGUCACGUGUGUAUGUGUUCUCGUAAAAAUCUUUAAUAAGAAUGGCCAUCGAAAAAUGAAUUUUGUUUUAAUGUGAUUAGUUUUUUGAUAUCAAGAAUAGUAUGAUAAUAUUUUUAAAAUCGAAGAAUAUAAAUUUUGUCACAUGGUGUGAUGAACAUUGGGAGAAGUGUUGUCUUAGAGACAGAUGCGUGAGAGCGCAGCUUGUUCCAUAAUUGAAAAACAUUUACAAAUGGUGCUGGGUAAAUAAUUCUGAAGAUUGAGCCCAAAUAAAAAUAAAGAAGAAGAUCAAAUAACUUUUUCAUAAAAACUUACAUUAAAAUGCAUCCAAUACGGUCCUUUAAAUAAUAUGUUCAAAGUUUUCACCAUUCCCUGAAGUGCUGAAACAUACGAUAAACCAUUAACUGUUUAUUCUGUUCAACAUAUUCAUUGUUUUCAUGUAAACAUUCUACUAAACAGUGAACAACCGAGUAAUUUAUAAUAUAUAAGCAUGCGAUUCACGAUAAAAACCAGACAAAGAUAAUUUUUGAUACACAAAUCCAGGCCCUGAUUAUUUUUAAUUCCCUCUUUUUUAUUUCUGAGUUUUAAAAAAAAGUUAUUUAAAAAAGAUGUUUAAAGACUUCUAUACAGUGUCAAAAAAGUAUCAAUGUGGGAUUAAAACUGUAUCAAUUGUUUAAAAUUAAUUGUUAAAUUUACACUUUUGUUUUAGAAGUGGGUCGAUUUGCCAUUUUACUGAAUUGAAGGGGGGUUAAACAGAUCCACUCACAUGAGUUGAUACGUAUGUUUUUUGAUCCACUAGAAUGGUAUUGUAAAGAUGCCUUUAUGUAUUUAAAGAAGCAUACUAGUCUUUGUACAACGAAAUUAAAAAAGACAAGUUUACAAUAAUUAGGAAAACUUUGUUAAUAAUGCAUUUUUAAAAUUGAAUAAUUAUUAUGCAUUUAUUAUUUUUUAUUGAUUUGGUUUUAAUCAAUUUGCCAGUUUAUAUUUAAAAAAUGAGCUUUGUUUUAACACAUUUACAAUUUGUUGCUCGUAUAUAAUAUGUUCUAAUUUUAAUAGUUCUAAAAAUUAGAAUCUAAAGAAAAUAUAAUAAUAGUUUUAUUUUUUUUUUAAUAAAUAUUUACCAAAACACAAAAAAAAGUUACAUGAAUACAAUGAAAAAAGUUCUGCUACUGGAGUAGAAUAGAAACAAACACAAAUAUAUUGUACUGUAUAAAUGUGACUUAUAAUUUUAAAACGUUAAAAGUAUAUUAAUCGUUUAUUUAAACAAAUAAGUUAGAUUGUGAUUUACUAUUUACAUCAAUUAUGUAAUUGUUUUAAGAUUUCUAAGACACAUUGUAAAAAUUAGACUGAUUUGUAGCCUCUUUUUUACAGAAUAGUUUCGAUAUUUUCAUUGACAUUUUUAUUCACUAUUAUGUAAGUCUCAAAUGCCAAAUUUUAGAAUCAUAACUUUCAUAUCGAACUGUUUAUCAUCAAGGAAAUGUCAAAUGUCUGAAAAUGUCGAAAUGCCAUUAAUAGAUGUUAUUUAUUUUUGUUUUUUAAGACGUUAAUAAGUACCAAAAUUUUAUUUAUAAAUAAAAGGAAUCUCAAUAAAAAUAUAUUGCAAAUUUAUUUUAUUUAUCAUGAUCUAUAACAGCCAUAAUAAU